AUGCGCGCCCUAUUGGCAUCAAGCAGCUGGUGCAAGGCCUCGACUGGACACACGGAUUUCACACGAUGCUUCAGCGACAGUCGUGUAGCUAGAUGGCGCAGGAAAAUCAAGGCUUUCGUCAAGAGGAUCAUCAAUCGUACCAGGCAACCUUCGCUGGAAGACGGUCUCCCGCCUACAAGCGAACAUGCGCCGUCAUGUGACACACUUCCUCCUCUAGAACCCGAACCGUGUCGCAGGGACAACGCCCCCACUCUGCUCACUCUUCCACAAGAACUACGUGACAUGAUCUAUGAACACAGCUUUCAGGUCACCAUCGCCACCGCUACCCUGAACGGUACUCCAAAGCAGUAUAGAAUGCUACCUCCUCAUCUUUCUGAGGUCUGUCAGCAGAUUCGCCGCGAAACCAAGAAUGUCCAGCGUGGGAAUCACAAGGACUACUGGCAGUCCCCUGAUCGCACCCGAAAGUUCUGGGAGACUCCUCAAAUCAUGCAUACACACUGGGAGUCCUCCAUCCACUGGACCACUGUUCAUGACACGCCGUCCAGCCGACAACACAAGCGGGUCCUAUUCGAUGUUGAAAUGUGGUCAAAAAACAUGUGCAGAGUGCAGGUCUACUCCCAAAGCUCGGACUUGGCAUCUCAUCAGUGGAACCAUCUAGCGAGAAUCACCUUUGGCAAUUACAUGUUUAGUGUAGUGACUGAUUACUCCAAGGAUGACAGUUUGAUCGAGACAUAUAUGCAACUCGCACAGGACGCACUAUCGUCAAUGCGACACGUUGUACCCCAUUGCAUGAGCGCUGAAGCUCUAGAUCGCAACAUGAAGCUUGGCGUCUUACGCAUCGUCCGCCAGGUCUUUCAGGAGGCGCCGAGUACUCUUGGAGUGACAACUUAUGGCUCUAGAGACCUGACCCGAAGACAUUUCAUUGCCCAGAAGUUCGAUUUGACGGAAUUGCAACACGACACUGAUGUGUGGGUCGCUUUCCACCGGAAUCGCCUCCAUUGGCAUUCGAUGUCUGGAUGA
Molecule: messenger RNA, 1020 nt
Organism: Fulvia fulva
Lineage: Eukaryota; Fungi; Ascomycota; Dothideomycetes; Mycosphaerellales; Mycosphaerellaceae
Exons: 1
Coding region: 1-1020 (339 amino acids)
Source: RefSeq, a predicted model, not a curated record